AUGGGAGAACACCACCUCCCGCCGGAGCCAGCCGACCACCACAAAGGCGGGAAGGCCAUCCACGCCGAUGACCUGAAGCCCGCCCGCGGCCGCCGCUACAGCUACUACGGCAGCACGGGCUCCCGCGGGGCCCUGAGCACCAUCUGCUCCGUCCUUCUGCUUCUAAUCCUCCUCGCCGGCGUCAUCGCGCUCGUGCUCUACCUCGUGUACCGCCCCAACAGCCCGGCCUUCACCGUCACCAACAUCGCCGUCUACUCGCUCUCCAACGUCACCGGCCCCUCCGCGGGCCUGCCGGCCGCGGGUGCCCGGGCGCCGAACGCCGUGGCGGCGUCGUUCCAGUGCGCCCUCGUCAUCCGCAACCCCAGCGGGCGGUCGUCCGCGCGGUACGACCGGCUGACGGCGUACGUGGUGUACCGCGGGGAGGCCAUCACGGCGCCGGCGGAGAUGCCGCCGCUGGUGCAGGACCCGGACAGCGCGGUGGUGGUGGCGCCCGUGAUCGGGGGCGGCGGGGCGGCCCCUGUGCCCGUGUCGCCGGAGACCGCGGCGGCCCUGGCCAACGACGUGUCCUACGGCGUGGUGUCGCUGCGGGUGGUGCUGCUCGGCCGCGUGCGGUUCGUGUCCGGGCCGUUCCGGACCGGGUGGCGCUCCAUGUACGCGCGCUGCGACCUGCUCGUCGGCGUCCGGAAGGCCCCGGGCAGCGUCGGCGCCGCCGGUGUCCCCGAGGCGCCGCUGUUCGGUAACCCCUCCUGCAACGUCGAUGUGUGA
Molecule: messenger RNA, 765 nt
Organism: Triticum turgidum subsp. durum (durum wheat)
Lineage: Eukaryota; Viridiplantae; Streptophyta; Magnoliopsida; Poales; Poaceae
Source: the annotation of a GenBank genome assembly